AUGUUCGCAAAGAUUAUAAUGUCCGUUUUGAUUUUUCUCGAAACAAUCUUUUGUUGUUACGCCCCUAAGUUGAUAAACAAACUGGCUAGAUAUAAGAAUGAAUGGUUCAAUGUAGACAACUUAAACAACGCCACCAGCGGAGCUCUGCUGGCGCUAGCUAUUACCCAUCUGUUACCGGAAGGAUUCCAAAAUGACUGCAAGAAGUUUACAAUUUUAAAAUCGGUCGACAUGAGAGGAUUCAUUGUUGUGGCUCCGAUUUUGAUGUUGGUCACAAUCGACUUUUUAGCAGGCCAUCAUUGUGGAAAUCAGGCCAAGGAAGAACCACAAUUGUCUUUACCGGAAGAAGAAAUAUCUGGCGAUGUGGAAAACGUCUGCAUUGAAAACCAAUGUACGACCAGCACCUCCUGCGCAUCAGAUGUGCUGUGUGACCAUAAGAAUCUCAAGAUUGACCAAAUAAUUGUUAACCUGAGGAUGAUAUUCAGCACAAGGUCGCUGUACCUGCUUUUGGCAUUUUACGGACAUUCUAUACUAGAAGGAUCUUUAAUCGGCUCGGAAAAUGGCUCAGCAUCGUGGGCAAUGGGAUUCGGAAUACUAGCCCACAAAUGGGCGGAAUGCCUGCUGCUGAUAUCAAUCCUAUCGAAUUUGAUAUACAAGGAGUGGAUUAGACACCUUUGCAUAUUGUUUUUCUCACUGUGUGUGCCAGUAGGAGUGUUUAUCGGAUACCACACAGUGUCGAAAUCGGACGGAAUAUGUUACACUGUAUUCUCACUGCUGGCAGUCGGAUUCUUCAUAUACCUGUCAUUUGAGUUGUUCACGGGAAACACAGGCCAGAAAACAAAGUCGAGAAUAAUACUGUUGUUAUUCUUUAUCCUGGGCUCGCUGCUAAUGUCUAUGAUAUUAGCAAUGUCAAACGUACUGGAGAGUAAAUCGUAA
Molecule: messenger RNA, 933 nt
Organism: Theileria orientalis strain Shintoku
Lineage: Eukaryota; Apicomplexa; Aconoidasida; Piroplasmida; Theileriidae
Product: zinc transport protein
Exons: 5
Coding region: 1-933 (310 amino acids)
Biological process (GO): zinc ion transmembrane transport
Cellular component (GO): membrane
Molecular function (GO): zinc ion transmembrane transporter activity
Source: RefSeq, a predicted model, not a curated record